AUGCGGUCCAAGAUCAGCUUGUUCUCCUCCUUGGUCUUCUGCUGCGUCGCGUUGGUCGGCGUGCGUGCCAGCCAGUCCGCAGGAGCCGAAUCCUUCAGGAUGUGUGUUGAGCCGCCGGAGCACAACAUGGUACAAGACUACGUUCCUUGCCCACUGUUGGACACCAAAGCCCCCAAGCCAAGCCUCCUCCCACUGAGAAGCAACAUACAUCUUGACUUUGCUGAGCCCCAGGAGGUCUUGUGUGCUUGCGAGUUUGCAAAGGCGUUGAAGAAAGCACAGGAGAAGAGCGUUGAAGAUCCGAAGGGCAAGACUGUUGAAGCUUCCCAGAACAAGACAAAGCAAUCACAGAAACGCGACGUUCUCGACUACAGCAAGUGGGACAAAAUCCUGGCUCCUCCAUUGGAGAGUAUGAGCGAGGACGAGAUCGACAGGACAUUUCGACAUGCUGUAGCAGCCGAGGCGCAGGGGGAACUUCAGCUUGCAGAAGAGCUGUAUGAAAGAUUGAUUGAGGUUUGA
Messenger RNA from Guillardia theta CCMP2712, 516 nucleotides. RefSeq lists its product as hypothetical. The transcript has 6 exons. NCBI's taxonomy places the organism in Eukaryota, Cryptophyceae, Pyrenomonadales, Geminigeraceae. The coding region runs from base 1 to 516 and encodes 171 amino acids. The record is from RefSeq and is a predicted model, not a curated record.